GGAGUGAUGGAACUAUUUCAGGAACAUUCCUUCAGAGAGGAACUCAGGUGAAGUGAUCGAGACCCGGAGCUGGAACACCUGAGCAGAUCUUCAGGAACCCCCACAGAGCUCCACCCGUCUGCUCGAUCACUAAGGUAGAAGAUCAUCGUGGAACGUCAUCGGAUGAAGGUUCUGACUGACCGACCUGCUGAUACGUGAUCAUGGAGCUGCGCUAACACAAGCUCCGCCCCCUCCGGUGUAGAUCAGCUUUAUAUUAUUUUAUUUUAUGUAUUUAUUGUUUACGUUGGCACAGUUUCUGGGGCACUAUGCAGGAUGAGCCACUGGAUUACCUGGAGAUGGGAAAGGUCUCGGACAGGAACGGGGGAACCGGAUCCAAUAAAGACGAUGGUGGCGCCGUUGCACCAUCAGGAACAGAUAAUGAAACCACCCGCCAUUGGGGUGGUGCCAGUUCACGCAGUAAUCACAAACCCAGCGACACCAGUCAGGUGGAGAUUGGAGUAGCGAAACAGAGGAGAAUCCCUGAACUUAUAGAACCUCACACUUCCUUCAGGGCACCGAACGCCAGCCUGAACGGCCCGGGACGGGCACCAAGCACCAAACCCAACAACACCAGCACCAGCACUUUAAACGGGCACUGCCCAUCGCUUUCAGAACUCAACGGAUGUCCCGCACAAGCGUCCAGAACUAUUCAUGUCAGCACUGAUGCUGGGGGCCCGGGAAGCCACGCCGAGGGUCGGACCCCUCGCUCCGGGCGUGGCGGCACCAGAGGCGGGUGUUGUUUCUGUUACCGGGCGUUCCGGAGAGCAUUCCUUCAGUGCCUGGAGGAGACGCCCAUCAUGGUACCCGCCCUGGUUCUGAUCAUCCUGUUCUGUGUGACCAUCAUCAUCAUCAUUCCCGCCACCGGCAGAAGCAUCAGCGUCCACGUGGCGGCGUUGGCGAUGGUGUGUGUACUCCUGUGUUUGUGUGUUCUGUUAUUGGUGUUUAUUCCGUGCCUGCCUGUACUGCGCCGCAGUGAACAAAUGCUAACGCUCAUAAUCUGGAUAGCGCUCUUCAUCACCGCCAUUGUCUUCAUCUUCACUGGAGGGGUCAUCACGGCAUGGGAGCAGGUGGCGUUUUUCCUUUUCCUCUCGUUAUCAGUCUACACUGUUCUGCCUCUGAAUCCAUGCUGGGCGCUGAUCCUUGGCAUCGGUGCCAGUCUGUGCCACAUCAUCAUCAUCAGUGUGUACGUGUCUGUUAGCACUCCGAAAACACCAGAUAUUGCUGUUCAGUUGGUGUCGAACGUGGUUUUGUUUGUGUGUGUGAACUGUGUGGGAUUUUUCCACUUGUGGUUGACGGACCACGCCCGCCGAAAAUCCACCAAGAACCGAGAAACCUUCAGCGACAACCGCUCCAAACGAGCCAAACAGAAACGAGAUCAGGAGCACCUCCUCCUGUCCGUGUUACCGCGGUACAUCGCCAUCGAACUGAAAGAGGAGCUGAUUAAAGGUCCUACAGAAAGACUACCCUCAGAUAACACACGCAACUUCCACAGUCUGUACAUCAAACAACACCGAGACGUCAGCAUCCUGUAUGCAGACAUUGUGGGGUUCACCAGCCUGGCCAGUACCUGCACCCCUGAGGAACUGGUCAUCGUCCUCAACAAGCUGUUCGGGAAGUUCGAUGAGAUCGCUCGGAAGAACGAGUGUUUGCGUAUAAAGAUUUUGGGUGAUUGUUACUACUGUGUAUCGGGGUUACCAGAUCCCAUCCCUGACCACGCCCGCAACUGUGUACAGAUGGGACUGGACAUGUGCACCGCUAUAAAUAAGCUGCGGGAGGCCACGGCGGUGGAGAUCAACAUGAGGGUGGGCGUUCACUCGGGCUACGUGCUCUGUGGAGUGAUUGGGAUGCUGAAGUGGCAGUACGACGUCUGGUCCAACGACGUGACUCUGGCUAAUCGUAUGGAGUCUGGAGGAGUACCGGGGAGGGUCCACAUCACCGAAGAGACGCUCCAACACCUCGGCGGGGCGUACCAGGUGGAGGAGGGAAACGGGGCGAGUCGGGAUCACACCUUGCUGGGCAGGAGGACGUUCCUGGUGAUCGAUCCUCACUCGCAGGACAGCGUGGACGCAGCAGCACCUCCGACGUCCAGCCUGACGGUCAGCAACAAGAUGAAGCAGCGAGUUUCGGUCCGGAUAUCUCAGUACAUGAAGAUGUGGAAGAGCGUCAAACCUUUCUCAGAGCUCAACCAACCAGAGUCCAUCUCUGCUCCCGUCCACACGUCCAGCAUCUCCGACCACCUACAGGACUUGACGGUCAGUGUCCAUCAUGGUCCUUCAGACUGCUGUCCAGUUAACCCCUCUGACGGAAACUCUCAAGUAUCAGCAAAUACGUCCACAGAGACUCUGGAUCUGCUCGACUUACUGAGACCCAAAACGAAGAAGCUGAACUGGCUGACGCUGUCGUUUAAUGAUAUAAAGAUGGAGAAGGAGUACUCUCUGGGUGAGGUGAACGGAAUUCAUAAAUCUGCAGCCUGUCUGGCUCUAAUCUUCAUCUCCAUCUUCACUGUUCAGAUGCUCACGUCCCAAAAAAAUUUAGAGCUGGCGAUAUCGUACGGAUUAGCGUGUCCUCUACAGUUCGUCAUUCUGCUGGUGCUCAGUAUAGCGUUCCUCAAGUGCUGGAGCAGAAAGACGUCAACAAGCGAGCAAGAGGGAGCUUCAUUAUCAUACGGCAAAGCCGCCAAGAUGGUGUUCCGAUUCCUCCUGGUGGUCAACUGCCUCCUCAUCACGCUACUCAUGGCCUUCCUGAACAUCGUGUUUAUUCCAGGUGAUAAAUGUUCACACCCCACCCACAACAUCACCGAGCUGGAGAACCUCCAUCUCUACACGGUUCCGUACUAUCUGUACUGUUGUUUGUUAGCCAUGAUGGGCGUGGUGGUGUUUGUACGAGUGUGUUUCUCGGUGAAGUUCCUCCUCCUGACCCUGGCGCUGGUGGUGUACCUGGCUCUGUUCCUGUACGUGUACGCACCACGCUCCGACUGCUACGUCUACCAGCUCUACCAGAACCACUCCACACCUGGAGUUCUGAAGGAACCGAAGAUCAUGUCUGGAAUUUGGCUCUGUGUUUUCUACUUCAGCUCUCUCAUUCUCACCCGACAGGACGAGCUGGCGGCCCGGGUGCAGUUCCUGUUGGAGAAGUGUUUUCAGAAGGAACGUGAUGAGAUGGAGAGAACAGAGAACGUGAACCGACUCCUCCUGGAGAACCUGCUCCCACUGCACGUCACCAACUUCUUCAUCGGCAAGAACGUUCACAACCAGGAGCUGUACAGUCAGUCGUGUGAGUGUGUGUGUGUGAUGUUCGCUUCGAUUCCCGAGUUUAAGGAGUUUUACAGUGAGAACACCAUUAACGGAGACGGACUCGAGUGUUUACGCUUCCUCAACGAGAUCAUCACCGACUUCGACGAGCACCUCAGUAAACCCAAGUUCAGCUCGGUGGAGAAAAUUAAGACUAUCGGGACGACGUACAUGGCAGCCGCCGGACUCAUUAAUCUCAGUACAAACAAGGAGGGACGGGUAAGGGUGCAGGCCGGUGUUUUGGGACAGGAAGUAGACGCAUGUAAGCAUCACGUACGCAGCAUGGUGGACUUCGCCAUCGGACUGAUGGGAAGACUGGACAACAUCAACCGACACUCCUUCAACAACUUCAAGCUCAGGAUCGGAAUAAACCACGGCCCUGUAAUCGCGGGGGUGAUUGGAGCUCAUAAACCUCAGUAUGAUAUCUGGGGGAACGCGGUGAACGUGGCCAGCAGGAUGGACAGCACCGGGGUUCUGGAUAAAAUACAGGUGACUGAAGAAACUGCGCAGGUAGCGGAGAGCGUGGGCUUCAGCACCACCAGGAGAGGGGUGAUUACCGUCAAAGGGAAAGGAGAGCUAACCACCUACUUCAUCAACCACGAAUCUGCGCACCACCUACAGUAACUACAACCUCCUGAUGGUGAGCGGUCCAUGACCACGCCCGGUCUUUCUCUACAACAUCAAGAAUGUUCCACCGUUCCUCUCUGUAAAAGCCGGUCUGGUUCUCCUCCAGUCACUGGUCAUCUUGGACUAGACUACUGCGAUUCCCUCAUGGCAUGAGCCCCCAUGUCCUCUAUAAAACCCCUUCAACUCGUUCAAAAUGCAGCUGCCCGUCUGGUUUUCAACCAAUCCAAACACUGCCACACCAUCAUCAUCAUCACCCCACUGCUGCUACAUCAUCACUGAUUGGUUAAUAUCACUUACUGUACCCGCUUACAUUCACUUCAAAACAAUGUCGCCUACAAAGCAGCUCCAAUCUACAUAAGAGAAACUUUGCUCUUUAACACACAGCAUUUGAGCCACAAGUCUCGCUCAUCUUAAUCCCCCAAUCAGGACUCAAGGAAGACGGGCAUCAAGACUCUUGUCUUUACCAAAACCAAGGGGAUGGAACCAACGUCCCCUGUCUUUAUUACCUCUUUAAAAAGCACUUAAACUGAAACUAUCAUGCACUUA
This is a messenger RNA of Trichomycterus rosablanca, 4502 nucleotides long. Its product is annotated as adenylate cyclase type 4-like. Lineage: Eukaryota; Metazoa; Chordata; Actinopteri; Siluriformes; Trichomycteridae. Gene Ontology annotation, molecular function: adenylate cyclase activity. The record is from RefSeq and is a predicted model, not a curated record. The transcript is spliced from 25 exons. Gene Ontology annotation, cellular component: plasma membrane. Gene Ontology annotation, biological process: intracellular signal transduction; cAMP biosynthetic process; adenylate cyclase-activating G protein-coupled receptor signaling pathway. The coding region runs from base 306 to 3953 and encodes 1215 amino acids.